AAUAGGGUUUCUUUGCAGUAACUAAGCAUUGACAUUUUUUUUAUUCAAAUGCCUUAUGAAGACAAUAUAAUCAAAAGCAUUUUAUGUGAGAAGAUGAUGACGGUCUUGAAUUUUAUAUUUGGAUUAAAGGAAAUUACAAACUUUUUAAUAAGAGCAGAUUUGUGUAAUAAACCUUUAAUUACUUACGAGGAAUACCAGGCUAAUUUUGCAAAGACUGGACUGGAGGGCAGAGGCAGAAAGUUACCAUGCAGUUUUACGUAACCAAGUAUUACAAAUAGGCCUACUUCCAUUUCAUGCUACAAUGUACUUUUCACUUAACUAUUUGAAAACAUAUACUCACUAUAGUUCAGACUAUUAAUACAAAAUGUAUAUCCAUUAUCACAAAUCUUUUACAUAAAUACUUAGGGGGAAAUUGGUACGUUAAAGGUGCUCUUAUACAUAAGCCCAAAUAAAAAUACAAAGGACUGUGUGAAAUGUAAAUAACUUAAAUAAUACUAGAACAUGUAAGUAAAUUUUGAAAUAUGGAACAUAAACUAGUGUGCGCAUCAAACACUAACAACCAUAGUGCAAACAAGCAAACCGCUGCGAAGAGGGAUCCAUUAAGUGUGUUAAAUAUAAAUCCAAGAAUACUACAAAUCGGAAGGAUUUUGGUGGGGCUUAAGCCUCUUUACCUUUACCAAUUGUCAACAUUUAAGUAAUGUAGCCUGAUAAUCCAAUGGGUACUUUUUGCACUUUAUGUCCUUUUGGACAGAAAUAUCUUCAAAUGCAGGACUUUGACUUGUAAUAGAGUGUAUAUUUGAAUUCUUGUAUAAGUGCACUUUCUUACGUGUACCUCCAGUGACAGUGCAGGGCCUCCACUGGAAGCCUCUCAGAGCAGCGGGGCUCCUUUAAAUCUCCUCCGAGGAAAAGGGGGAGGGGCCUAAGUGGCGGAAGCGCCUCUCUUCGUUUCCACACUUGUCAAAUGGGACGGUUUUUUUUCAACUGAAAGUAAAGUCCACAUCGGACUCAAUUUGAAGUGACCAAGUUGUUUUGUGUCGUGGAACUCGCUGGAUUCAAAUAAUGUCGGACUCCAUCAAAAACGUCGCGAUAUUUGGAGCCACGGGAAUGACCGGGCUGGCGACCCUCCCGCUCGCAGUGGCUGCAGGAUACAACGUGACGGUGCUGGUGCGAGACCCCACCAAGCUGCCCGCCGACCACAAGGCCGCCAGAGUGGUGGUGGGAGACGUGCUCAACCAAGAGGACGUGAAGAAGACGUUGGAGGGGCAGGACGCUGUUGUCAUCAUCCUGGGCACCAGAAGCGACCUGAGCCCGACCACCAUGAUGUCCGAAGGCACUAAGAACAUCAUUGAAGCCAUGAAGGCUCGUGGGAUCUGCAAGGUGGUCGGCUGCAUGUCGGCCUUUCUGCUGUGGGAUCGCUCCAAGGUCCCCCCCCGGAUGCUUCCUGUGACACAGGACCAUGAGAGGAUGCACGAGCUUCUGAAAUCAUCAGGGCUGGACUACGUGGCCGUCAUGCCUCCUCACAUUGCUGGUGACCUCCCUCUGACCGAGAGCUACCUGGUGGCCGAGGGCAUGCUGAAGGGAAGGGCCAUUUCUAAACACGACCUGGGACACUUCUUCGUCAAGUGUUUGUCCACCACAGAGUGGGACAGAAAGACCGUCGGAUUGUGGGGAGAGUAUAAAUAAUCGUCUGGAGAGGGAGGGGGCUUUGAAUAUCUUCGAGAUUGCCUUUCUGAAGAGAAAAUCAAUGUCAAUAAUGAGAAUGUUGGAGAUAAAUGACCAGCAGUACACACGAAGAUAGAAAUGACCAGCUUGAUGUGAUAAACGACAUAGUAUGCCUCCCUCUGUCUUUUUAGUUAUUUUCAUCAUAGUAUAAAGCACUGAGGACACAGUGCUGCUUUCUGUGGCUGUUUACACAGCUUCACAGCUUUUCAGUCAUCUCGCCCCCUGCUUUUUUGUUAUAGCUGUUGAAAAUCAAAUACUUUGUUGUGCUGAAAGAGUGAUGUGUCGGCUAUACAUUUUAUAUUAAUAUUGUAUAAUCUACAUCAUAAUUCAACUUUGUGAAAAGUACAAGAGGAAAUCGGAUAGUGUACACCUCCUCAAUUAGUACUGUUGCUGUUAGAAUUGGUCGAAUUAAAAGAUACUUCAGUGUAAAGGACUUUUAGAAUUGAUUGAUAAUCUUUACUUCAUUAGAUUAAGCAACACAACAGCCGAUGUUGGUACAUCAGUAGUGUCACCUUUUACUUAGAUGAGCACUUAUUUAAAAAGAGUAAUCUCUCUGUGAUGAAAGGUUGUUCUGAAAUGAAAGAAAACUUUACAUUAAAGAAUCUCGUAUGACCCCCCCCCCGGGAAAUCGGGAAAGUUCAUGAAUCAAUAGUUCUAAGAAAUACCAUGAAGAAAAAAAACAUAGUAUCAUAAUGCAUAUUUCUGGAAACAUCAGAGCCUUGGUACAAGGAUAUUAUCGCGGUUUGGACAUGCUCCAAGCACAACUCACGCAAUAAAAAUAUUCUUACAUA
Pungitius pungitius (ninespine stickleback) is the source of this 2513-nucleotide messenger RNA. RefSeq names its product biliverdin reductase B (gene blvrb). The coding region runs from base 1060 to 1683 and encodes 207 amino acids. Gene Ontology annotation, molecular function: biliverdin reductase [NAD(P)H] activity; riboflavin reductase (NADPH) activity. Lineage: Eukaryota; Metazoa; Chordata; Actinopteri; Perciformes; Gasterosteidae. The record is from RefSeq and is a predicted model, not a curated record. The transcript has 5 exons.